Messenger RNA from Ambispora leptoticha, 188 nucleotides. Lineage: Eukaryota; Fungi; Glomeromycota; Glomeromycetes; Archaeosporales; Ambisporaceae. The record is from the annotation of a GenBank genome assembly.
GUUUAGCAAAAAAGAAGUUGAAACGAAAGAUGGAAAAAGUAAAGUUUGAGAUUGGUGAAAGUGGCGGGUCUUUUUGCGAGGAAAGUCCGUACUCGCACUUACUGGAAUAUGGUCUAAUAGCCUAUAAAAGUGCCAUAGUGACGAUUACUCGGGAAACCGAGGAAGUGGAACGUCGUAAACCCCACUAG